Messenger RNA from Bombina bombina (fire-bellied toad), 1137 nucleotides. RefSeq lists its product as uncharacterized. The coding region runs from base 114 to 755 and encodes 213 amino acids. Lineage: Eukaryota; Metazoa; Chordata; Amphibia; Anura; Bombinatoridae. The record is from RefSeq and is a predicted model, not a curated record. The transcript has 3 exons.
CUGGAAGUGCACGAGUCAUAUAGAGUUUAUCAGCACGUGACUGGCUCCUGCAGGAGGGGAGACUAGCAACAGAGUGACCACGCGGUGAGAUCAGCAGAUAUUAAGAGUUUACAAUGGCGCACAAAACAAUGUUUGACCUGGAUGAAGCGGAACUUGCAAGACUGAGAGGGAUUCUGGAAGAAGAGAGGCGUAACCAACCCAUGAUGUUGCGACCCGAAGAACUCUGUAUGUGGGAUCCGGUUAAAGAAGAUGCAGGAGGAGAAGAAAUAGAAAUUCCAAAGGAUUCUAAUACAAACGCACCACGAAAAGGGAACGUGUAUUGGUGCAAAUGCAAACACUGUACUCCUAUGUAUACAGAGGAAGAGUCUAUGUGUUGUAAGGAGAUUCCCAAGAUCCAGCCAUAUAUUAAAUCUGGGGAGGAAUGUAUUUGCGAAGUGGAUUACUUUAAGAACCGCAUUCUCGACCCUGAGCACAUACAGAACCUACACAUGUUUGAGCGCUUGCAUAGUGAUUACGAUUAUCCCAACUUUUUUGGUACGCGGCAUAGGGAUUAUAGAAGGGUUACCUACUGGGCAUUCACUAAGUGGGUGCAUAAGCAUAUGAACGCAAGAAAGAAAAGACGUAUUCCAGCGUGUGUAGUGGGAGCCGUACGUGCCCAAUACCCAUUUCCGGAUGAUCUGGAUGGUGAGGAGGGUACACAUACCGUGAAAACUGAUGGAUUUGCAGAAGAUUUCUGUGCAAAAUAUUCUGUUUAAUAUUGAUGUUUGUGCAUUAUUCCAGUUUGCGCUACUGUUGUAUAAUGUUUUCUGUAGGCCUGCCUAUGGCCUGUGUUGUAUUAUGUUUUCUGUAGGCCUGCCUAUGGCCUGUGUUGUAUUAUGUUGCCUGCCUAUGGCCUGUGUUGUAUUAUAUUUUCUGUAGGCCUGCCUAUGGCCUGUGUUGUAUUAUAUUUUCUGUAGGCCUGCCUAUGGCCUGUGUUGUAUUAUAUUUUCUGUAGGCCUGCCUAUGGCUAGUGUUGUAUUAUCUUUUCUGUAGGCCUCACUCUUACUUGUUUUGUAUUAUGUUUUCUAGAAAAAGAUCAGUCGUUCAGUAAUUUUCUAUGUUCUUUAAAGAAUAAAACAUAACUAUUUUCACACCCUU